CAGCAGCUGCUGUUUGCGCGGAUGGAGCUGAGCUGCGGCGUCGGGGGAAGGACUAGCCAGACGGCGGCUGCGACGACAGCGCUGCCACCCCCUGCUCCUCCGCCGGGGCCCGGGCUCCUGAUGGACGGCGAAAGUCCCGGAGGGGAGGAUUAUGAAAGCCUGCCCACCGGAGCCUCUCUGUACACGCACAUGACGGCCGGGGCGGUGGCCGGCAUCCUGGAGCACACGGUCAUGUACCCCGUGGACUCCGUCAAGACAAGGAUGCAGAGUUUGCAGCCUGACCCCAAAGCCCAGUACAACAGUGUCUUUGAAGCCUUGAAGAAGAUUAUCCACACUGAAGGCUUCUGGCGGCCAUUACGAGGGAUCAAUGUCACCAUGGUGGGAGCGGGCCCAGCCCACGCACUGUACUUUGCCUGCUACGAAAAACUGAAAAAGACUUUAAGUGACAUUAUUCAUGAUGGAGGGAACAGCCACCUGGCCAAUGGAGUAGCGGGAAGCAUGGCCACCCUCCUACAUGACGCUGUUAUGAAUCCAGCUGAAGUGGUGAAGCAGCGGAUGCAGAUGUACCAUUCUCCGUACAAGACAGUCUUGCAGUGUGUCAGGACACUGAGAAGGACUGAGGGGCUGGGGGCCUUUUACCGUAGCUAUACCACCCAGCUCACCAUGAACAUCCCGUUCCAGGCCAUCCACUUCAUCACCUAUGAAUUCAUGCAGGAGCAGAUCAACCCUCAGCGACAGUACAACCCUCAAACGCACAUUGUCUCGGGAGCUCUUGCUGGGGCUGUUGCAGCGGCAGCCACAACUCCUCUGGAUGUCUGCAAGACUCUCCUCAACACUCAGGAAAACAUGGCCUUAAGUUCUGUGAACAUCAGUGGGCACCUCUCAGGAAUGGCCAACGCAUUCAGGACAGUGUACCAGCUGGGGGGUGUCGCUGGGUAUUUUAAGGGGGUUCAAGCGCGAGUGAUAUACCAGAUGCCUUCAACUGCCAUUUCCUGGUCUGUGUACGAAUUCUUCAAGUACUUUCUUACAAAACGUGAGGCAAACAAAAAAACGCCAUGUUGAUAAAGCUGGCAUUGUAGCAGCGGCCCCAGAAUUGCCAAGACAGACACCUUGUGUGCAAAUUCUCCUGGCACUGUUUGUCAAUUUGGAAGGUUUCUGGUAGAUUCAUCGCCAUGUUCCAUUUUAGAUUUUGAAGUUCAUUUUCUCUCCUCCCCCUUUUGGCUAAACCAAAUUGUGUAAGGUCUGUUUUUUAAAAACAACAAUACAAGUAUUUAUAAUUUUAUUUCAGUUUGAUAAACUGUGAUACAGAGUUGUAAAAGAGUAUGUUGUUUCUUCACUGGAAUGCUUUUGACUGCCCAGAAAGAUUUCUGGGGGAUUGCUUUUUUUAAAAAAAACCAAACACACACAAAGAUAAAGCCUUUAAUUGAACAAAGUUUAUAUAGCGAAAUCGUGUAAUAUAAAUAGAUGGAUAAUAUUUAUCCUUUAUUUUUCUAUGUAGUUAGUUGGGUGGCUUGAAAAGUGUGGCAGCUGAUGACAGAGUGGUGGGGUUUUUUUUGGAAGUACUUAAUUGUUUUGCAGUAACCAGGAGCGCCAUUUCCUGGUUUUCCUGAACCAGAAGAUGUUUUAGCUCUAUAUUGUAGUGGCAAUGAAGUCCUCCAUCCCACAAAGUGCUUAGAUGCAUGCUCUGAACACCCAGCUUUAAAAGAUCUUGAUGCCAGCAAGACUCUGGAGUCCCAAGAACCUGUCUGAGAUGAGAAUCUUAUCCCUACAACUACGUCAAGAUCAGUGGCUGCUUUGGGAAAUCUCUUCCAGUGGUUUGCAUAACAGAGCAGAGAACUACUUCUAAGCAUAUUUUAGGAAAACACUUAAAGGUACAUUAAAAAACCUCCAAUUCUGAGCAGGUUUUGUGACUUUUAAUUUAUUCCUUCUCACAAAGUCCCCAGCCUUGCUUUGCACAUAACCUAACUGUCAUGCACAAGGAAGUCUCUUGCACUAGUGUGUAUAAAUUAACACUGACUGCCAAGUGUUUUGCAGGAGCGGGGCAUCAGUUUACAUUUCUGAAGAAUGCUCAAGUUGAGUUGCUUAUAGGUUUGUUUUUGAAAAAAUAAAGGACUGACCAGGGGAGACAGCUGUUAGCUGCAGUGCAGUGCGGCAAUCAGGCCUUGGAAAACCGAAGCCUUAAAACGGGAAAAGAAAGUCAAAAUCUAUUCCAAGCCAAAAGUCAGCAAUAUCUGCUGUCAGCCAUCUGAACUGUACAAAUGAAGGUGUGCAGAAGGGGUUUUAGGUCUUGUGUGAUAGCUUUGUUUUUUGCUGCUGUGAAACUUUAUGCUUUGUGUGGUGUCCAGGGGAAGGGUUCAUCAAAUCAACAUGCACAAAUACAUAGGUUCACUUUCCCCGUGUUAUGACAUCAUGGCACAAAUGUCGUCUAAUUCCUGGUUCUACAUCCUUGAUUGCUGUUUAUGAAAACAUCCAUGGUGUAAUAACAUGGUGUGAGUGACCCUAGCACAUAUGGGCUUUACAGAGAAGUCCUAUGCCAGGGAGAAGACUGGUUGAGUAGAACUCUUAAUUCUGCCUUGAAGCGACUCAUGAUCCAAAAUCUCUGGAGUCACCCUGAUGCCAAUGAGGCUAUAAAAUGAAUUGGAUUCAUGCUUCAGCUUCCAUGUUGAUGGGAGUUCUAAUCUGAAACUGUAGUAUGUCGUAUACUAUUGUCUAAGAGGCAGUUGCUAUUAUACCUAAAAACUGUUCACCAUUGCUAAAUUGUUCAGAAAGUACACCAGGUAUUUUCCCCCCGAUGCUUGUAUCUUUAUUUUAUUUUCAGAUUGUGUACAAUUGAUAGAAUUGUUUUCCUGUGUGUGUGUGUGAGAGUGUGUGUGUGUGUGCACAUGCUUGCAAAGAAAGGGUCUCUUUCUUAGCAGAGUCUUACAACAGCAAAAAGAAGAGGAGGUGUGAUUUGCAUUGGCAAGACAUCACUUGAAUUUCUAAACAACUUUAUCAUCUCUCUUGUCCUGUUUUUCUCAGUAGAUAGAUGUGAAACGGAAAGAUUAUUGUUGCCAAUCUUGCAGUAAAAACAAGGUUGUGUUUUUUUUUUAAGUGAAUGACUUCCAUGCGACUGAUGGUUUUAUUCAAGCCAGGUACUGCUUGAAUCCAGCCGUUGAGGUUCCUGUGCAUUGUAUUUAGUUUCUGAAAUGGUGCCCUCGACAUUGAGCACCAGACUGUAAAUGCAGGAUACAGGCUUAUAAGCAAAACCAGCCAGCAUCUGCAGAUUCCCUUAUCCUUGAAUGACUGGAUUGUCAAGGCAGCAAAUGCUGCUAUGUGAGGUUAUAAACAAGGCUACCAAAGUGUCCUAUCUUUGGUUGGGCAAAUGAAAUGACUGUGACACUACUAUUUAAAUCUGAAUGGCUAUGUAUUGGGGUCUGCAGCCUGGUCUUUAUUCAGUUGAAAAUAGACAUUAAAUUCCCAGUCUCUUUAGAGCCAGUAUCUGUAAUACUGAUCAUAGUAUUGUAGCUUUUCAGAGGUUCUAGGUAGAAACAAAAGAUGUUCUCAUGGACUGGGCAAGAAUAUAUCUUGCUUUUGAGGAUUGAAUUUGAGUCAGUUUUUGUAAACUGUCCAUCAGGAAACAUAGCAAAGUCCUUGAACAUUUAAAAGAAAAAAGCCUUGCAGACUAGGGAGCAUCAGCUCAGCAUGCGAGUCUUCCAUAUGUAGGGAUUUGUUUUUUGAAAGCCUGAGAGCUUGAACAUACCCAGCAGACUUUUUCCCUGUCUUUGAACAGCUGGUCUUUGAGCUAUAUCACAACCUGAUUUUCAAAGUCUUACCAGUUUCUAUAGCAGUUUGCCAGGUUGGAGUGGGGAGGUGCAACUUUUGUAUUUAGAUUGCACCCCACUGGCUGUUUUACAUGUGCCUGGGUCAGAUCUGCAUUUGAGAAUGGAUCAGCUGCUGUGGUCCAGAGUGGGGAGCUGCAGUUCCUGGAUGGAAGAUUAAUGGAAACUACACAUUACACUGCUUCUGGGUCUGCCCUGAGUCCUGUUAAGACCAGAUGUGACCUGGAAGUUGUGUGCCGAAAUGAAAUUUGCUGGCAUUGAUUAUGAUUAGGAAUGUGGGGAGGGGGCUUAGGCCUCCCCUCCUGUGCCGUUUGCGUGACCUGAAAAAGCCCUGGGGAGCUUCUGUUUGCCCUUUUUGGGGGCAAUCUUCCAUCAGUGUGCAUAAGUUUCCCCAACAGGACAGAUAGUUUCAGGUGGGGAAAACGGUGUGUGUGGCGGGGCUUAAAGUCCUCCCUUCAUACCACGGCCCUAAUCCAAAUCAGGGCUCUGCACUUAUACAGGCACUUAAUUUCCCAAAAUACUCAUUCCCAUUUGAAAGUGCUGUUUGCUUUUCCUGUAAUAUAGAUCUUGGGAUACUUCAUCAACUAGAAUGACCUUAGUGACUUCUUAGUAUUUCCUAAAGGAAGCCUCUGGAGAGGAAUUCUAGUAGCCCAACUCUGGUGGUCCAGAAUUCUGGAUUAUCACAUUUUAACUCUGAAUGUGUGGCACUCCUGUUUAUUUCUAAUAGAUAUGCAUUAAUGUUUUAAUUGCUGGAUCUUCAGUUUGAAGCACAUUAUAAAGUCAUGUCAGGGUGCAACUUAUCUUGGCUGGGAAUUCUCCAGCAAGACACAAAAAUAUACCACUUAAAAUGUAUUUGAAAGAGGUUUAAAAACAUAACACAUAGAAGCACACUCAUUGCUGCUUUGCCUGCUGAAACCGCACAUUAUUUUUUGGAUGAGGAUUUUUUUUUUUAACGUUUGCUGUUUUUAAAAUUGCCUUUUAAUGAAUUUACCAAUGUCAGCUUCUUAAAAAGAAUGUUUGGUAGGGCUGAAAGGUGAGUUUCUCAAAUGCUGCUACAGUUAUAACACUGGAUUUCCUGAAAUAAAUGAUUGAAUCUGUU
Molecule: messenger RNA, 4917 nt
Organism: Gekko japonicus
Lineage: Eukaryota; Metazoa; Chordata; Lepidosauria; Squamata; Gekkonidae
Product: mitoferrin-1-like
Exons: 4
Coding region: 22-1062 (346 amino acids)
Biological process (GO): iron import into the mitochondrion
Cellular component (GO): mitochondrial membrane
Molecular function (GO): ferrous iron transmembrane transporter activity
Source: RefSeq, a predicted model, not a curated record